Closterium sp. NIES-67 is the source of this 563-nucleotide messenger RNA. NCBI's taxonomy places the organism in Eukaryota, Viridiplantae, Streptophyta, Zygnematophyceae, Desmidiales, Closteriaceae. The record is from the annotation of a GenBank genome assembly.
AUCCACUGACACCAACUCAUGAUUCGCUGAGCGGCGAUUUGAAAUUGUCGGUUUGGCGUUCCCGCUCAGAUAUAGCUUUCGAACAUUCACUCCGUUAAUCUGGGUCCUUCGUUGUUUUUGUUUCAAGAGGAUCCGACGGUCCGAGCUCACUCCCUCCAUCGAUUCACAACCAACGGCCAUCCCUCCCAGCGACACCGUGUCGUCAUCCCACCGAUUUCCGAAGUUUCGAUUCGCGAUGCGGGAUGCAAAAUACACCGACAUUUAUUUAUUUUGUUUGGGCAGCAGUCAUUUAUGCGAGCUGAGAAUGUUGAACCGUCAUCUGCCCUCCCUUGUUGCCACGUGGCAGCAGCAAGCAAGACUGCAACAGAGCCUGUAGCUGAGAGGGGUGCAGCUGCAGCAGCAGCAGCUGCAACGCAUUCUGCUACUAGGGAGAGUUUUCGGGGUGGGCUCGGCACUUACUGCAGCUUCACAUCCCCUGGCUGUGCAUGGCGGUGGUAAGUGAGGUAAGCUGAAGGCGUGGGGGAGGGGAUGGCGGUGGGUGGGGCAGGGUGGAAGAUGGCAUG